AUGCCAGCAAGUCGAAUUGUUUUCAUCACCGGUGCGAACACCGGUCUUGGUUUACAAACCGUCAAAUCUCUAUGUAGAUCCAGCAGACCCUACACCAUCCUACUGGGUGGUAGGAACAUUCAGAAGGCUAUUGCUGCUGUUGAAGAAACGACACAAGAAUAUUCGGAGAGCCAAAGCACGGUCGAGCCGAUUCAAAUCGAUGUUGAGAGUGAUGCCUCGAUCGAACAAGCUUUCGAAACUGUUAGAGAUAACCCUGUUCUUGUUAUUGCUGUUCUUGUGGUCGGCAGACCGUUCGACUCACGCUUUGCAGGUGCAUCCUUCGACCAGUCAGCUGGGGACGGAAAUAUGACGCUCCGCCAGCUUUGGAACAAAACCUGGGAUGUGAACGUAGCAGGAACAUUCGUCAACACGUACACCUUUGUGCCACUCCUCCUCAAGUCAUCCGAACCUCGCUUGAUAUUCAUCACCAGCGGGACCUCAGUAUUAGCAGAGCAUGGAAGCCAAGUCUUACCAAUCAAUAGACCUCCAGCAGCAGGUUGGCCGAAGCCAACUUUAUCGAUUCCUGCAUACCGUUCAUCAAAGACAGGCCUGAACAUGAUGAUGCUGGAGUGGUCGCGGUUGCUGAAAGAGGAUGGCGUCAAAGUCAUUGCCAUCUCCCCAGGCAUGCUCGCCACUGGCCUGGGAGGCAAUCCAGAGGCUCUCAAAGCGUCAGGUGCGUUAGACCCUAAGAUUGGAGCCGACCUUGUCCGUGAUGUUGUGGAAGGGGCUCGGGAUAGUGAUAUGGGUAAGGCUAUUAGGAAAGAUAUGGUGCAACCAUGGUGA
Verruconis gallopava is the source of this 822-nucleotide messenger RNA. RefSeq lists its product as uncharacterized. The record is from RefSeq and is a predicted model, not a curated record. Lineage: Eukaryota; Fungi; Ascomycota; Dothideomycetes; Venturiales; Sympoventuriaceae. Bases 1 to 822 code for a protein of 273 amino acids. The transcript has 2 exons.